Arabidopsis lyrata subsp. lyrata is the source of this 1737-nucleotide messenger RNA. RefSeq lists its product as uncharacterized. The transcript is spliced from 14 exons. Bases 228 to 1433 code for a protein of 401 amino acids. The record is from RefSeq and is a predicted model, not a curated record. Lineage: Eukaryota; Viridiplantae; Streptophyta; Magnoliopsida; Brassicales; Brassicaceae.
CACUUCGCUUUUUUGUUUUUGGGGCAAACAUCCUCUCUGUUUUCUUUUUUAAUUUUUAUCUCUCCAUCCUUUAUCAAAAAACAACAAUUCUCAGAGUCAAGUUCAUCAGAAAAUUUUCAAAGACGACGGCUUCUUCUGAGAUUUCAUUCUUCUGGAUAAGAAAUUUCCAGAGACUGAAGUUUCCAUUGAAUGUAUUGUUCUUGGAGAACUUAAACCGGAUUCAGGACAUGGCUAACCGAACAGACAACUCGAAUCGCUGUUCGAAUGGUAAAAAGCCAAAUGAUGGAAUGAGACUCAUUAUAGCAACAUUCGUAGGAAUAGUUAUCGGUUUCUUCUUGGGGAUAUCUUUCCCUACAUUAUCACUAACAAAACUAAAUUUCCCCUCUGGCAUUCUUCCCUCUGUUGAUAUUGCUUAUGUAGAAGAUGAGACACCAGAAACAUCGAGUGAAACGCUUUUACAUACAUGGUCAUCUAGGAGUCCAUUACACAGGGCUAAUUCGAGUGAUGCACCGCAUUGGAAGAUUUGGGUUCCAUCGAAUCCCCGAGGUGCAGAAAUGCUGACUCCUGGUAUCAUUGCAUCUGAAUCAGAUUACUACAUACGCAGACUUUGGGGAUUACCUGAGGAGGAUGUUCCUGUGAAGCCAAAGUAUCUCAUUGCUUUUACUGUUGGUUUUGGGCAGAAAGUAAACGUUGAUGCUUGUGUCAAGAAGUUUUCAGAAGAUUUCACAAUUGUUCUGUUCCACUACGAUGGACGAACCACAGAAUGGGACGAAUUCGAAUGGUCCAAACGCGCAAUACACGUGAGCGUGCCAAAGCAAACCAAGUGGUGGUAUGCUAAACGGUUUCUGCAUCCUGACAUCGUGGCACCUUAUGACUAUGUAUUCAUCUGGGAUGAAGACCUCGGCCUUGAAAACUUCGAUGUAGAAGAGUACAUUAGGCUGAUAAAGAAACACGGUCUAGAGAUAUCGCAGCCUGCUGUGGAGUCUAAAACAAAGAUCACAUGGGAGAUAACAAAGAGAAAAACCAAAGGAGAAGUUCACAAAGAUUCCAAGGAGAAACCAGGUCGAUGCAAUGACCCUCACUUGCCUCCCUGUGCGGCGUUUAUAGAGAUUAUGGCUCCAGUAUUCUCAAGAGAUGCCUGGCGUUGCGUGUGGCAUAUGAUUCAGAACGACUUGGUUCACGGUUGGGGUCUUGAUUUUGCACUCCGUAAAUGCGUCGAGCCUGCACAUGAGAAGAUAGGAGUUGUGGAUUCUCAAUGGAUCAUUCAUCAAUCUCUUCCUUCUUUAGGCAGCCAGGGAGAGGCACAAGAUGGUAAAGCAGGGUGGCAAGGGGUGAGAGACAGAUGUAAACGGGAAUGGACAAUGUUUCAAAGCCGAAUGGCGAGUUCCGAGAAGCAGUAUCUCAACGAAAUCGCAAACUCAACGAUUCAUUAGCUGAAGAAACUAAACAAACAGAAAGACAAGUGAAGGAUUAUACAAUGACAUGGUAGAGUCCAGAAAUGAUUAAGCAAAUCCAAGUUAUACUUUUCAUAUGAUACCUAAGCAACUUAUACACAGGACAUAAUUUUUUAAAGAAACUAUUAGAGAUCAUCCUUCGUUUUUUUUUUUUUGUGUGUUCUUGACCGUCCUUACUUGAUUUCUUUUAAUCAGGCAUAACACAAUGUAUGCGAUAUGACCACAUGGCCGAUGUAUUUGUUUCAAAACCUGGAAAAGAGUAUUACUUUUCCAUAUUAGACCA